This is a messenger RNA of Mucor velutinosus, 1929 nucleotides long. RefSeq lists its product as uncharacterized. The record is from RefSeq and is a predicted model, not a curated record. The coding region runs from base 1 to 1929 and encodes 642 amino acids. NCBI's taxonomy places the organism in Eukaryota, Fungi, Mucoromycota, Mucoromycetes, Mucorales, Mucoraceae. The transcript has a single exon.
AUGUACUAUUGUACAGAGCCGUUAUACGACUGUCAAGAUCAAGACAUUCUGAUUCACUACUACAACACUACAGAAGAUGGCCUUGAACAGUGUAGCUUUGACAGAAGGAGACGCAUUGCAUCCCGUAUCUACUUGGGUGCUGCAGUGUUCAAUGCCUUCUUUGUCAUUGUGACCACAGUGAUAUUCAUCUAUUGUGCUGCUGGACCAACAACCGUUGUUUGCAAUGACGACUUGUCCCCCAAUGAGCUUCGAAAAAUACGGAAGCGUCAGUCCAUUAAGAAGCGGUCAGUCUCAGCAACGACACUGGGUGCCUUUGGCCAUCUCGUGUUCAGUACCUGCAUGUUCCUCACGCAAGCAUUUAACAAUGAUGUGGGCUGUCAAUUGGUGCUGUGGGGUGUUGUUUGCGGAUUCUAUACUUGGAUCUUUGCUUUCACAGUAAGAGCUUAUCGUCUGCGAUACUUGUUUCGAUUCAAUCAGCUGAAGGUCAAGUACCUGCGGAUGACGACUGCAGAGAGAUUGACAUGCAUCAAUGAUGCUGAUUAUCAGUGGUAUCUCAAGAGAACUCGAAAAAAUAAGUACCUUAUGGUGUGGCCCUACUGCAUCUAUCUGUUGUCCGUACUUGUCAUCCUGAUAAUCACAAUUCCAUCUGAAUUGACGGCCAUGCAGGCGUACGGCGUGUGUUAUGUCCGAUGGGGCUCUACGUUAUUGGUGACAUUGUAUGGUUUCUUUAUCGCUAUCAUGGUUCCCUUCAUGCUGUGGUAUCUCAGAAACAACUCGGACUCGCAUGGCAUUCGCACAGAAUUAUGGGUGGAUGCCUUUGUGGGGAUACCCUUCUUCGUAUUGUAUCUCGUGUGGUUUGUACUCAACGCUUACGAUUAUGAAGCACUUUCCAUCUAUGUCAGCAAGUCAUUUGGGCCAGCCAACUGGGUCAUCCUUUUCACCAUCACUGCCCACUUUUGCUCUGUUGUGUUCCCCAUUGUUGUCUACAUCCUUAUGGAAAACAAGUGUUGGAUUCGAUGCCAGUGCAAGUACAGAAAGACAAUGUGUAGGCUACAGCGGUUACUGCACUGUGAAUCAUUAACGAAACAAAUGGACAGGGAGGAAGCCAUGACAGCUGCGUCGAUUAUACCCGAACUCUCUAUGGAAUCACUGGAGCGAACGCUGGCUAAUCCAGAAAUGAUGCAUCAACUGCAAGACUUGGCUAUCCGUGAUUUCAGCUCUGAAAAUGUGAUAUUUUACGAAAAGUACCUUAAAUUAGAAGAGAAGUUCAAGAAUGAAUUUGUGCUACAUAUGGACAAUCCAAACCACAGCAGCUCUUCCAAGAACUGGAUAAACUCCUUGGCUAAAAAGUCGCCUACGAUACCACUUAUUGCGCACAUGUCAACGCCUCUCGUUCACAACGGUAAUAAAGAAGACAGCGAUGAUGCCUCUGAAAAGGAGGACGAUAACUUUGCCAACAACAAGAACCAAGUGAUGUAUCACAAAUUCAUGUCGAUUCCUAUUCCCUACAAACUGUACCCUGAUGUCAUUCGACUGUACGAAGUUUUCAUCAAGGAAGACGCACCUAUUCAAGUCAAUAUUUCGUUCAGGGCAAGACAUACCAUUGAUGAAGCCUUCCAUGUAUUAUACCAAAGGCACCCAGAAUUGCGGCCCAAAGAGGGAAACAUCACCACUUAUGCAAAUACUAACUCUUUCUACCUGAAUGAUGAGGAAGAUGUUGACGACGAAGAAGGGCUGGGUAUCACAGUCGAAAAACCAAGUGGAGACCGUAUUCAGGUGUCCCAUCAUAUCCACAUGGAUCCACCCGUUGAACUGAAUUUCUACAUGUUUGAACCAGCGCGUAUUGAAGUAUGCUGGAACAUAUUUAACAGCGUAUAUCCAAAGCUUGUAGAAAUGUAUAAUAGUACCGAUCUUUCUCUGACAACCUAA